Mytilus californianus (California mussel) is the source of this 2985-nucleotide messenger RNA. RefSeq lists its product as uncharacterized. The record is from RefSeq and is a predicted model, not a curated record. The transcript is spliced from 2 exons. The coding region runs from base 41 to 1927 and encodes 628 amino acids. NCBI's taxonomy places the organism in Eukaryota, Metazoa, Mollusca, Bivalvia, Mytilida, Mytilidae.
AGUCAAGAAAUGAAAAGUUACAUGCAUACUGAAUUAAAAAAUGGAAUUUUCAUAUGAGACGCUAGAGUCAAAUUUUUCGCUUGAGCUAUUUGAUUUUCUUUGCAAAGUUGUUGGCUCCGAAAAAGACGUCCGAUCACGAAGGAUAUUCUUUAAAGUGCUAGAUCAUGCUUUACAGUACAGUCCUCAAUGGCGAGUAGUGACUAGUGGAAGUAAAGCAGAAGGCUUAGACUUACCAGGAAGCGACUUGGAUAUUAUGUAUAUCAACCAGAUGGACACAGUAUACAAUACAAAAUCUGAAAUACCGAGUGACUUGCCAUAUGCACUUUAUUUUGAUUUCGAAAAUACACCACCGGGGUAUGUAAAUAUCAAGCUUCAUCUCAAUAACAGAAGUGGGAUGCAAACUAAACAUAUGUACAUAAACUCUGACAACAACAUAUUUUUAUCAAAUGGACACUACAAACGAUUGAUACAAAACAUGUAUAAUGAUAAAGAUAGUUUCGAUGAUUCGAUGUCUUUUUCAGAGAUACAUGGUCCUUGCACCUCUUCUAUUUGUGGAUCGUAUGAUUUCUUAUCUACUUAUAAAUGUAAUUCCUGGCCGAGAAAUGCGACAGAGUGGAUAACAAGACCUCGCAGUUAUCAAUGGCCUCCAACAGAAUUAAUUGAAGAUAUAGUCCGAGAUAACGUCUUACUGGCACCUAUUGGGAAUAAGUCUAAUAACAAGAAGGAGGAUCCUUACGAAUGGAGAAUGUCUUUCUCAAUUGCAGAAAAAAUGCUUGUUCAUUCAUUUAAUCAUACACAAAUUCUGUGUUAUGCGUUACUAAAAUAUACAUUAAAAGAAGUAAUCCAUCGAAAAAUAAAGGGAACCAUGUGUUCAUACUUUAUGAAGACGGUAUUAUUCUGGAUGAUCGAAGAAUCUCAGAUUUCUGAAUGGCAACCCAAUAGGUUAUUUGAAUGCUUUCAAGCAUGCAUAAAAAGACUAAUGUUUUUUGUACAGAACAAUGUCCUUCCCAACUACUUUAUACCACAUAAAAAUUUGAUAGAAGGAAACAUUGAUGUACAGAAGAAAACGUUAUUACUUUCACUCUUGCAAACGUUCUUCACCAAUGGAAAACAUUCCUUAAGACAGAUACAAAAUUUUUCAUCAUUUUUUGAGCAUAGAGAAGCCCCUUUAUCUUCUGAAUUAUCUACUUCAAAAUAUUAUAAUGUGGACUCAAUCAUUUAUCCACUUUUACAUUAUAUGCACGGGAUUGGAUUUGGGGGUAGUAAUACUAUAUUUCAGCCAAUUUAUUGUUUAAUGGCUCAUAGAAAAUGUAAGCUCUUAAAGCACAUAUGCUUCAUUUGGUUUUCAAAACUUUGCGGAUCUUUGUUUAAGCAUUAUUCAUUUAUGAUAUGUAAGAAUAAUGAAAUAACUUUGCAAAAUCCAAAAUAUAAUAAAAUGUUUUUUUUAGACUACAAGAAAUGCCUUUGGUAUAGCGUACUAGGCUCAUUUUCUGAUUCCUAUACCGGUUGGCUCUUACUAGCCGAAUUCUUUUUUCAAUGCAAACAGCGUGAGAAAGCUUUACAAAUUAUUCAACUAUGUCAAAUAAAAAGUUCGACCGAUCAUCAAAUAAUAAAUACCGAGUUAAAGCCUUCCCCACGAAGUAGAAUGUUACAAAAAAUUGGAAAACAUUUUCUGCAGCGAUAUAAACAUUCAUGUUCUGAUUUAUUUUAUCUCAUUCCAAAGACAAAACCACAUUUAAUGUUUUAUCAUGAAGAUGUUCUUUGUCUAAGUCCUGCCAAGGACAUCAUUAUUGUCAAUCCGCAGAUACGAAUGUAUUAUUUACUUUUUCUAUGCCAUCAUUAUCUCGGGAACAAUAUUGAAAAGUGGAAGGCUCUACGACUACUGAAUGACUUUUCUCUACAACGUACAGCCUGUAUGGAAUACUGAGAUUCGUUGAUUCAUUUAUUGAAAGCAAGUUUAGUUGCUAACACAAUACCAGGUUUUGUGUUAACAGACAUUUUUCGUCACCAAUGCAAAACUGUGUUUAUGUACAUAGAUGGUUAUUUAAAACAGCUUAAGCCAAAUAUACGUGCUACGAAAAAUAUGGCAAGAGAGGAACUUCAACCCUUGAUUGAAGAGUUACCACAUCAGUACGAGCGUGAUUCUAUGCCGCCUAUUCUGAAAAAAGGUUUAAGUUUUGUAUCUGAUUUCUUAAAUAUUUAAAUGAAGAAAAAAAAAACAACGCCACAGAAGAAGUGCUGGUUACAGGGUUUGUGAUAUCCUCGGGGACACCCACCAACAGUGAUAUCAACCGAACGGUUGUAAAAACUCAUCAGCGAUACCAUACUUAUAAUUUGUACCCCAAAGAGGUCAAGAGAGGUCAAUAAAGUUUAAUGCAUUAUCACGUUUAUAUUUUAACAUGCAUGUUGUAUUAUAUUUGCAUAUAAAAAAAAAUGCACAGAAGACAGGACAUAAAAACAAUAGUAAUGUACUAGCAUAAUAACAUAAAACAUGUGAAUCACAUAAGUUCAAUCAAAACUGAAAGGUCAUGUUUUCUGUGAUAGAACAUCACGGUCAUGUUAAAUGCAAUGGAUAUAUAAAAGUGUGCGAAAGAUAUGAUACGAAAACAGAAUGUAACGUUAGAAGCUGAAACAAUAUUGAUAUGUUUAUUUUCUUCAAAUUUACUGUAUAUAAAAUGUGGAAUUAUUCUAAACACAAAGGUUUACUACGCCCAAAUAUAGAUUUCCGCGGCAGUAUUUGGCUUAAAUUUUAUAACCUUUCGGUUUUUAAAGCUCUACAAUUUCGUAUUUGAUUUGCUCUUUUGACCAUUUUAAUUCGGGCAUAUAUUUUACAUAGAUAAUAAACUGAUUUCUCUUUUGUUGUAGCUAUCUACCUCGUUGAUUUAAUUUUUGUUUUUCCACGGGAAGAUUCGAACCCCUGCUUCUGUAAGAUCCAGGCCACAUCGCUAGCACUGUGUCAAACACUCUAGACCUCCUGUCCAGCUA